Messenger RNA from Pseudomyrmex gracilis, 2889 nucleotides. RefSeq lists its product as uncharacterized. Gene Ontology annotation, biological process: DNA integration. Bases 1 to 2889 code for a protein of 962 amino acids. The transcript has 2 exons. The record is from RefSeq and is a predicted model, not a curated record. Lineage: Eukaryota; Metazoa; Arthropoda; Insecta; Hymenoptera; Formicidae. Gene Ontology annotation, molecular function: nucleic acid binding; zinc ion binding.
AUGCUGAUUGAGCAGCUCUUACAUGGUCUCGAGAGCCAUGAGAUGUGUGACAAAAUUAUCGCGAAAAAACCAGACACGUUCAAGGCCGCUUAUGAAAUCGCACACGCAUUGGAGGCAACGCGCCACACAUCGGACGCCAUGAAAAACAGCAACCAACCAACGGCGCUAGAACCUGCGCACGCGUUGAUGUCGUCAACUUUACCGACAAAACNAGACAAGCGCCAAGCCAACCGCCGAUCGCUUUCACAUGGCCGCAGACAAUCUCAAGCAUCUCGCAGCGUGUCACACAGCGGACCACACAAGACCAAAUCACACGAUCAAAAAAAGCAGCGCUCGUGCAAUGGCUGUGGAGCACAGCACAUGCGCAGUGAGUGCCCGCACCGUGACACCGAGUGCCACAAGUGUAAAAAGAAAGGACAUCUCGCUCGAGUCUGCAGAUCAAGCAAUACGACCACAAAUUCUAACCUCGAAAAAACACAAGUACCGGCGGAGCAAGUCGACACGGUGAUACAUCUAAACAAACUCAACGAUAUUAAGGCAAUCAAAAACAGUCAAAAAAAAAUACUCGAAGUGCAAAUUAAUAACCAGAAUGUAAUGAUGGAACUCGACUCCGGAGCACCUACAGGUAUUAUUAGCAAAAAGACACACGCCAUCAAGCUAGGUUCGUGCAAGUUGCAGCCGACAGACAGGCAAUUUGUUAGCUACUCACGUCACCCCGUUAAGUGCAUCGGACGGCUCUUAGUCAACGUUACACUGGGCAACGCAACACGCGAACUAUAUGUUUACAUCGUCGAUGAAGAGUACGAUUCCCUAUUUGGCCUUGAAUGGAUUGGUCAGUUUGUUCAUGAUAUAAAUUGGACUCAAACAUUCAGUCCGGAGGCAAUCAAUAACCUCAAAGCAUCAUCCUCACGUCUGCUCCCGGAGCAAAGCGCUCACUUAGAGCAAUUACUAGCUAAGUUUGAUAGUAUUUUCAGCAAAACGGCCGGGAAACUCACGGGACCUCCUGCUAAAAUGCAUCUUAAGCCAGGAGCGUCGCCUGUUUUUGCUCGUGCACGAGACGUUCCUCACGCAUUACGAGAUAAGUAUGCCAAAGAAAUCGAUGCAAAAAUCGCAUCAGGUCAUUACGUCAAAGUCGAGUACUCAGAAUGGGCUUCUACAACGCAUGUAGUAACAAAAAAGAACGGUCAACUCCGCAUCACAGGAAAUUACAAACCUACCCUGAAUCCUUGUUUGAUCGUCGACGAACAUCCCAUUCUGAAACCGGAGCAUCUGUUUAACAAAAUGAGAGGAGCAAGAGUAUUCAGUCAUUUGGACAUCACUGACGCAUAUACACAUUUGCCAGUCGACGAGAAGUUUAGCCAUGCCCUGACGUUAAACACCCCCACACACGGGUUGAUUCGGCCGACACGAGCCGUCUAUGGGGCAGCCAACAUACCCGCGAUCUGGCAGCGAAGAUUAGAAACCAUCAUCCACGACCUAAAAAACGUUUUAAAUUUUUUCGACGACAUUAUCGUGUUUGCGGAUACAUUCGACGAGAUGAUCCUUGUGCUUGAUGCAGUCCUAGAACGCCUAAGACAACACGGCCUACACCUCAACCGCGAAAAGUGUACCUUCGCGGCUACAGCCAUUGAGUUUUUGGGUCACAAAAUCGAUGAGCGAGGCGUACAUAAGUCCGACACGCACAUCCAAGCAAUCCGUGACGCUCCUAAACCCUCGACCCCAGAAGAUCUACAACUAUUUUUUGGUAAAGCCACUUACUACAAUUCUUUCAUUCCAGACCUGGCUACGAAAGCCCGUCCGCUUCGAGACAUGCUUCUUACCGAACCAUUUAAGUGGACGCCAGCUGCUGAUCGAGCCUAUACCGAACUUAAGCACAUCUUGAUAUCACCACAAGUGUUGAUACCAUACGACCCGUCACUUCCCUUGCUACUCGCCACGGAUGCCAGCAAAACAGAUCUUGGCGCAGUACUAUCACACCGCUUGAGCAACGGGGAGAAACGUCCGAUUGCGUACGCAAGCCGCACGAUGUCGGCCACCGAACAACGAUACCCGCAAAUCGAUAAAGAAGCCCUUGCUAUUGUCUGGCCAAUACAAAAAUUUUUCUAUUACCUGUACGCCAGACAUUUUACGCUCAUUACCGAUCACAAACCGUUAACGCAAAUUUUGCACCCCGAGAAGUCAUUACCGGUUUUAUGUAUAAAUCGUAUGGCAAAUUACGCUGAUUAUCUAGCCCACUUCGACUAUGAUGUAAUUUUUAAAACUACAGAAGCGAAUGCAAAUGCCGACUACUGCUCUCGCCUGCCUCUACCUACAACCGCAGAUACUGUCUACAAAAUCUCCGUUGGUGAGAGAAAAGACAUUAGGAUAGAAGAUGAAUUCGACCAAUUCAUAAUAUGUCAAGUCCAACAGCUCCCCAUACGCGCUGAUCACAUCGCACAGGAAACGCAGAAAGAUCCACAUCUGAAUAAAAUUUUUCUAUUGCUAGCCACUGGUAAAAGCUUAGCACGUGCCGGGUACAAAGCACCGGAGGCAAACUACAUCUACUGGCCGGGGAUAGAUGCAGAUAUAGAACGCACCGCCAAGUCAUGCACCGAGUGCGCUAAGCAUGCACAUGCCCCUCCUAAGUGUCAGAACCAUCAUUGGGAGUACCCGAAAAGCCCUUGGGAGCGCAUCCAUAUCGAUUACGCCGGGCCGGUCGCAAGUAUGAUGCUUCUUAUUGUAGUCGACGCCUUCAGCAAAUGGGUCAAAGUUAAAGCAACGCGUUCUACGACCAGCUGCGCAACUAUCACUAUUCUCGACGAGCUCUUCGCCACGUACGGCGCACCAGUAACAGUGGUGUCAGAAAACGGCAGGCAGUUCGUCUCUUCUGAAUUCAAAACUUUUCUCUAA